This is a messenger RNA of Varanus komodoensis (Komodo dragon), 4530 nucleotides long. It is a transcript of the gene POLR1B, whose product is annotated as RNA polymerase I subunit B. Lineage: Eukaryota; Metazoa; Chordata; Lepidosauria; Squamata; Varanidae. Gene Ontology annotation, biological process: DNA-templated transcription. Bases 5 to 3409 code for a protein of 1134 amino acids. Gene Ontology annotation, molecular function: DNA binding; DNA-directed RNA polymerase activity; ribonucleoside binding. The transcript is spliced from 15 exons. The record is from RefSeq and is a predicted model, not a curated record. Gene Ontology annotation, cellular component: nucleus; RNA polymerase I complex.
CAGCAUGGAAGCCGCGUGCAAGUGGCGGAGCUUGCCCAGCGCUCCGAGCCUCAAGCACCUCACGGCGCAGGACUACAGUUGGCCCAGGGAGCAGCAGCUGCCGGCCCUGCAGGACUUGACGCGGGCGCACAUCGAGUCUUUCAAUUUUGCCGUGGGCGAUGGGCUGCUGCUUGCUGUGCAGGCCAUUCCUCCUUUGGAGUUUGCAUUGAAGAAUGACCGGAUCACUUUGACCAUUUCAGGGGCUGUCAUCAACCCUCCCAUGGUCCCAAAAGGCAGUAUAUGCAAAGAGCUGAAAGUUUACCCGGCAGAAUGCCGGGGACGCAGAUGCACCUACCGUGGGAAACUUACUGCUGAUAUCAGCUGGUCAGUGAAUGGCAUCCCUAAAGGGGUAAUUAAACAGUCCCUCGGACAUGUUCCAAUUAUGGUGAAGUCCAAACUUUGUAAUCUUCACGGUCUUUCUCCCAAGGAACUGAUCAAACACCAUGAAGAGGAAGAGGAAAUGGGAGGCUAUUUCAUAAUUAAUGGAAUAGAAAAAGUGAUCAGGAUGGUGAUUAUGCCGAGGCGUAACUUUCCACUUGCACUGAUCAAACCAAAAUGGAAAUCUAGAGGCCCGGGCUACACACAAUAUGGCAUCUCGAUGCACUGUGUUAGAGAUGAGCAUACAGCUGUUAACAUGACUCUGCAUUACCUGGAAAAUGGCACAGUGAUGGUGAACUUCAUCCAUCAGAAAGAGCUGUUCUUUCUCCCACUGGGAUUUGUACUGAAGGCAUUGGUUAACUUCUCAGACUUCCAGAUUUUCCAGGAGUUGACUAAAGGGAAAGAAGAUGAUACUUUCUAUAAGAACUGCGUGUCUCAGAUGUUGAGGCUGGUGGUAGAGGAAGGCUACAUGGCCCAGAAACAGGUCCUGAUCUUCCUGGGGCGCUGCUUCAGGGUGAAGCUGAACCUUCCUGAUUGGUAUCCCAGUGAAAAAGCUGGAGACUUCCUGCUUGACCAGUGCAUAUGCAUACAUCUGAAAACCAAAGUGGAGAAGUUCUACCUACUUUGUCUCAUGACCCAAAAGCUAUUUACUUUAGCCAAAGAGGGCUGCAUGGAGGAGAGUCCUGACAACUUAAUGAACCAAGAGGUGCUCACAUCUGGCCAACUCUACCUCAUGUUUUUAAAGGAAAAGAUGGAAAGUUGGCUGCAGUCUAUUAAAAUCGCCUUGGACAAGAAAAUUCAGAAAUCGCAUAUCACAAUUAAUUCAGAAAGCAUGCUGAAGUUUCUUGGCAUGGGAACAGAUCUUACCAGGGUGUUUGAAUAUCUCCUUGCUACUGGUAACCUGCGCUCUAAAACAGGUCUGGGCAUGCUGCAAGGUUCUGGACUGUGUGUGAUAGCAGACAAGCUGAACUUCAUUCGCUACCUUUCCCAUUUCCGCUGCGUGCACAGAGGGGCAGCUUUUCUCAAGAUGAGAACCACAACAGUGCGCAAGCUCCUGCCGGAGUCCUGGGGCUUCCUUUGUCCUGUUCACACACCGGAUGGUGAGCCCUGUGGCUUGAUGAACCACAUGGCGGCCGCAUGUGAAAUUGUAACAAAGGCUUUGCCGACAACCUCCCUUCCACCCUUGCUUUGCUCUUUAGGUGUCACUCCGGUUGAUGCUGUGCCCAGCCAGCCCUAUUCUGAAUGUUACCCAGUGAUGUUAGAUGGCUCACCAGUGGGCUGGAUAGAGAGGCAGCUUGCUCCUGGUCUUGUGGAGACCCUCAGGCACUUUAAGACAAUGCAAGAAAAUAAAAUCCCUGUUUGGACGGAGGUGGUCCUGAUUCCAAUGACAGGCAAACCCAGCCUGUACCCAGGGCUCUUCAUUUUCACUACCCCCUGUAGGAUGAUGCGCCCAGUACAAAAUUUGGCCCUAGGAAAAGAAGAAUGGAUUGGCACCAUGGAACAGGUCUUCAUGAACAUUGCUAUAUCCAAGGAUGAAAUUGAGCCUGGGCUGACCACUCACCAGGAGCUCUUUCCCCACAGCAUAUUAAGUGUGGUGGCAAGUUUCAUUCCCUUUUCUGAUCACAACCAGAGUCCCAGAAACAUGUACCAGUGCCAGAUGGGCAAGCAAACAAUGGGUUUUCCACUUCUGACUUUUCCAUAUCGGUCAGAUGACAAACUCUACCGGCUGCAAACCCCUCAAAGUCCUUUGGUACGGCCAUCCAUGUAUGACUAUUACAACAUGGACUCUUAUCCGACUGGUACAAAUGCAGUCGUUGCUGUGAUCUCCUAUAGCGGCUAUGACAUGGAAGAUGCAAUGAUCUUGAACAAGUCUUCCUGGGAGAGAGGAUUUGGACAUGGAAGCAUCUACAAGACUGAACGUAUUGACCUUGCAGAAAAAAUCAAGAAAGGGCAGGACAAUUUGGUGUUUGGGGUUGGUCGUGAUAGCUCAGUUUCGUUGCAAACUUUGGAUGCUGACGGCCUGCCCUACAUUGGAGCCAAACUCGAGUAUGGUGACCCUUAUUAUAGCUAUCUGAAUCUCAACACUGGAGAAAGCUUUGUGACCUACCACAAGAAUAAAGAAAUCUGUAUUGUGGAUAAUAUCAAAAUAUGUAGUAACGACACUGGAACUGGAAAUUUCAAAUGCGUGUGCAUCACUCUGCGGAUCCCCCGAAAUCCAACAAUUGGGGACAAGUUUGCCAGCCGCCAUGGCCAGAAGGGCAUCUUGAGCCGGCUGUGGCCAGCUGAGGACAUGCCAUUCACUGAGAGCGGGAUGGUGCCUGACAUCCUCUUCAAUCCUCAUGGCUUCCCAUCCCGAAUGACCAUUGGCAUGUUAAUUGAGAGCAUGGCAGGGAAAUCUGCAGCGAUGCACGGACUCUGCCACGAUGCCACCCCUUUCACGUUUUCUGAGGAGAACUCUGCUGUGGAAUACUUUGGCAAGCUGCUGAAAGCUGCGGGCUACAAUUAUUACGGGACAGAGCGAAUGUACAGCGGUGUUUCGGGCGUGGAGCUUGAAGCAGACAUUUUCAUUGGCUUGGUGUAUUACCAGCGACUUAGGCACAUGGUCUCCGACAAGUUCCAGGUGAGGACUACAGGGGCCAGAGACAAAGUCACCAACCAGCCCGUCGGUGGGAGGAAUGUUCAGGGUGGCAUCCGCUUUGGUGAGAUGGAGCGGGACGCCUUGCUGGCUCACGGGACGUCCUUCUUGCUGCACGAUCGGCUCUUCAACUGCUCUGACCGCUCGGUGGCCCACGUGUGUGUCCAGUGUGGCAGCCUGCUUUCCCCUUUGCUGAAGCCGCCGCCCACGUGGUCGACCACGCGCCUCCGGCAGUACAUUUGUACCGUAUGUGACCGGAGUGACACCAUUGAAACCAUCGCCGUUCCGUAUGUUUUCCGCUGCUUUGUGGCAGAACUGGCUGCCAUUAACAUAAAAGUGAAACUUAAUGUGAAUUAGUGUUUCACUCAUGCUGGGGGUUUUCAGGACAACUAAAAGGAGGCACCAGCACGUGCCUGGAAAGUUAAAAGUGAUGAUAAGACAGUUGAAAACAUUUGCAGUAGCAAAACAAAAACAAAAACGUGCCUUUAUACCUCAUGUACCAUUGUAAUGUUAAACAGUUGCUUAUGAUGCCCCACUAGACAUGUUCAGUAGAAACGCUGCAAAGGAAGCAUUGCUCUUCUCUUCCCUCUUGGACCAGUGGCUUGGACCCUCUGCCUUAACCAGAAGGAAUCAUCGUUGCUAAAAGCAGGCUGUUUGCGGAGGUUUCCAUCAAUAAGAUGGAUGCCAAAAGAGGUUCUUUGGGAGCUGCCCUCUUGCCUUCUGAAGGGAGGCGGCCACAUAGGGCUACAUCCAAAGUCAUGUGGGCCAACUUCCUCUUGAUCUCCUCCCACUUGAGUCUUUCUCAUCCAUCUCCAACCCUUUGUGUGGAUCAAAGAGGUACAUUUCGGAGGAGGGCUGCAUGCAGGAGGGAAAUCCAUUUUAUCAGUGAGUUCAGUUUUGCUGGUGGAUGACCUGUACUCGACACAACCCACCAUCGGCCCCAAUAUUUAAGCAUAAAAUAGUUUUGCGUCAAUCAUGCCACGCCAUGCCUGCCUUUUAGUGUGCAAUGAUGAUGAUCCAUCUCCCUACUGUCACCAAAGAUUGAUUCCUUAUUUUUCCCUGAGAGCAUUUCUAUGGGAGGACUAAGGGUUGCGGGUAGCAGACAGCUUGUUUUUUGGAUUUUUUAAAAAUCCAUUGCUAUUUGUCUGAAAUUGCUUUAUACCAUGUGUGCAGGACUUGAAUGAUAUCUCUGGUUGGUAUUACUUCCAUCUGUUAAAUGAGCCUUUUGUUUUGGCUUUUUCCUUAAUAUAAUUUGGCAAAUAUUUGCUGCUUGUUAAAGUAUGACCGAAAUGCUGCCAUGUUUUAACUGCUCAAUCCAGAGAGAAACCUUUGUUUGCACUCUGUGCAUAAGUGACCUUUUUAAAAAUAAAAUCGCCGGUCAAACCUUAUAUAAAUACUGCUCUUGGAUUUUAUGUUAGGUGGAUUUUUUUAAAGUGUUAGGGCUUAUGGCCAAAUAAACAAAUAAACUUGCAAGUAAA